Gastrolobium bilobum is the source of this 1068-nucleotide messenger RNA. RefSeq lists its product as uncharacterized. The record is from RefSeq and is a predicted model, not a curated record. The transcript is spliced from 4 exons. NCBI's taxonomy places the organism in Eukaryota, Viridiplantae, Streptophyta, Magnoliopsida, Fabales, Fabaceae. The annotation marks the transcript as partial.
GAAGUACUCCACCUUCCAUCUGUCACCAACUGUCCAUACCAGGAGUAUUUGGAUAGUAGGGAGGUGUACACUUUUCAGAAGGAUCUGAAGCAGACAGUAGCCCUGGACAAUGCCAACUACUACAAAGGGUCCCUCUGCAAGGGGAGCAUGAAAGACAUAGCCAGAAACCUUCAUCUACAACAGCUUGCAGAGGGACAUAAGGAAGACUACGGUCUUCCUUCCCUGCCUCAUCACCAAACUCUGCAGGAGAGCUGCACCUACAUUGACACCACCCAACCUAUCCCUGCCAAUCUCAGACGUUCCCCCACCAGAGAUAGUGAGGAGGAAACAUCUGUGGCCUCACUAAAGGAGACCACCAAGACCACUCCUACAAAAUCCUCCUCCUCUAGCCACGUUCCGGCCAGAAGAACCAUCCCUUAUCCUACCAAGGUGAAGAAGGAUGCCCCUGUUGCUACUGAUGGCAAGCAGGGCAAGAAGAAAUCACCUGCCAAACCUCCCCAAGAAAAGGGGAACGUUCAAGAGAGUGAAGAUAAUGAGCCUUUGGCAAAAAGGCUGAAGAUUGGAAGGAAGUCAGCACCAAAACUAGCUGCAAAGGAUACGUCCCCAAGCAGCUCAGACUCUACAUUUUCUGACAUUCCAUCCCCACCACCUGCUCACUCUCCACUACAACAAAUCACCCCACAACCCUCUCCUAGACAACAACAAGGAGAGGGACAGAAAGAUAAAGAAGCAGCACCUGCUGCAGAAACACCAGUGGUGGAGCAAGAAGCUCAACCACAAAAGAAAGAUGAAAAAGGAAAGGGGAUUCUUGUGGAAUCCCCUAAAAAGAAGGCGAAGCCAUCCGUCCCCAGGCAAAUUAAUCUGGGAGGCCCUCUCCUGUACCCCAUCAAUCGUCCUGACACCACUGGGGAUGAAGCUCUAGCUAGAGCUCUGGCAGAGGAAGAAGGGAUGGCAGUUCCUCCACUGAUGGGGGAACAUAUUGAAGCAAUACCCUCAUCAUCCAGACCACCAGAGGAUGAGCCCGGGAAAGCACCUGAAGCACCUUUGACUGCUGGCAGCAGCCAAUAG